Messenger RNA from Dendrobium catenatum, 2147 nucleotides. RefSeq names its product ATP-dependent 6-phosphofructokinase 3. Gene Ontology annotation, cellular component: cytoplasm. The record is from RefSeq and is a predicted model, not a curated record. The transcript has 15 exons. The coding region runs from base 123 to 1877 and encodes 584 amino acids. NCBI's taxonomy places the organism in Eukaryota, Viridiplantae, Streptophyta, Magnoliopsida, Asparagales, Orchidaceae. Gene Ontology annotation, molecular function: 6-phosphofructokinase activity; ATP binding. Gene Ontology annotation, biological process: glycolytic process; fructose 6-phosphate metabolic process.
ACCACCUGUAAUGGGCUUCAAGCUUUGAACAACUGGAAGAGAAGCUUCCUGACACGCCUCCUCCUUGCCCCAAGUUCUACUUUUUCUGUCGCAAUCUGUGGGCCUCAGAGUCCACGGGAGCCAUGGGAAGACCAAAGCCGCCGCUUUUGUUCAAACUUCAAACCCCGGAAGGCAGAAGAUCUCGAAGUUCUUCUUCUCGCUUAUUUUUCUCUUCUUCAUCUAUAAAAGAUGUGUUCUUUCCGAAAAUUUGCGCGGAGUCGAAACAAAGUCAGAAGAAUUCGAACCAUAUAUUUGAUCUCAGGAGUUCGCUUUCUUCCGUCAAGGCCAUAACGAGGAACAUCGGGGAGCUGAGGUCCAGUGAUAAGGGGGUAAUGGCGCCUGAGGGGAAGUCUGAACCCAAGUUAGUCUUUGGGGAAGCUGGUUAUGUUCUGGAGGAUGUGCCACACUUCGUUGAUUAUAUCCCCAGUCUACCUACAUAUCCAAAUCCUCUCCAGGAUAAUCCAGCUUAUUCAGUUGUCAAGCAAUAUUUUGUUAAUGAGGGUGAUACCGUCGCACAAAAGAUUGUUGUACACAAGAGCAGUCCUAGAGGAACCCAUUUUCGACGUGCCGGGCCACGUCAAAGGGUUUACUUUGAGUCAGAUGAAGUGCAUGCUUGUAUUGUGACUUGUGGUGGCCUCUGCCCAGGACUCAACACAGUGAUAAGAGAAAUAGUUUGUGGUUUGUCUCAUAUGUACGGGGUUACCAAAAUCCUUGGGAUAGAGGGUGGAUACAAGGGUUUCUAUGCUCGCAAUACUGUUCCUUUGACGCCCAAAAGUGUCAAUGAUGUUCACAAGAGGGGAGGCACCAUCCUAGGGACAUCAAGAGGAGGCCAUAACACUUCAAAGAUAGUUGAUAGCAUUCAGGACCGUGGGAUCAAUCAGGUGUAUAUUAUUGGAGGAGAUGGUACACAGAAAGGGGCAUCUGUGAUAUUUGAGGAGAUCAGAAGGCGCGGUCUCAAAGUUGCUGUUGUUGGCAUUCCCAAGACAAUUGAUAAUGACAUUGCGGUUAUUGAUAAAUCAUUUGGUUUUGAUACUGCUGUUGAAGAGGCUCAACGGGCUAUCAAUGCUGCACAUGUGGAGGCUGAGAGUAUUGAGAAUGGUAUAGGUGUUGUGAAGCUAAUGGGUCGCUAUAGUGGGUUCAUCGCAAUGCAUGCAACUCUUGCUAGCAGAGAUGUGGAUUGUUGCUUGAUUCCUGAAUCACCCUUUUAUCUGGAAGGAAAAGGUGGACUUUUCGACUUUGUGGAUAAGAGACUCAAAGAGAACGGCCAUAUGGUUCUUGUUGUGGCUGAGGGAGCAGGACAAGAGAAUAUUGCUGAGAGCAUGAGGUCCAUGGAUCUGGAAGAUGCUUCUGGAAAUAAAUUACUCCUUGAUGUUGGCCUAUGGUUAUCUCAGAAAAUAAAGGAUCACUUCUCAAGCAAAAAGAAGAAGACGACAAUAAAUCUUAAAUAUAUAGAUCCAACCUAUAUGAUUCGUGCAGUUCCCAGUAAUGCUUCUGAUAAUGUGUACUGCACUUUGCUGGCUCAUAGUGCCAUCCAUGGUGCCAUGGCAGGUUACACAGGUUUCACUGUUGGGCCUGUUAAUGGGAGGCAUGCCUAUAUACCCUUCUAUAGAGUUACUGAAACACAGAAUAAGGUUGUAAUCACAGACAGAAUGUGGGCAAGAUUGCUCUCUUCCACCAACCAGCCAAGCUUUCUUUGCCAAAAUGACCUCGAUGGCGGCGCAAAGAAUGAUCUUACACCAUCUGAAUCUGAGUAUCUGGAAGAAGAAAAUUGCAAUGGCCAUUAUGUGCAGAGUGCGAGUGAUGAUGGUGUAAAAAGCAUUCAAGAUGGAGAGAAUUGAAGCUUAAAUGGGAAAAAGUAGGUGCCUGUAUUGUCAGAUUAGCUUUAGUAACAAAGCCAUUCAUUUUGCUAGUGUUUUUGAUGUAAGUCUUAGCCUAUUUAUAUAAUUUGGCCGAGUUUUUUGCUGUGAUAUCAGAAAACCAUCACUUGGCAUAUGUAAAUGCAUUCAAUUUUAAAAAAUUAUUCAUUCACUUAUUCUCAGCAUCUAUGUUGUAAAACUUUUUUCUAAUAACAAAUAAUAAAAUUAUAUCUUUCACAGUUUUGUAUUGAA